This is a messenger RNA of Tripterygium wilfordii, 945 nucleotides long. RefSeq names its product transcription factor DUO1-like. Lineage: Eukaryota; Viridiplantae; Streptophyta; Magnoliopsida; Celastrales; Celastraceae. The transcript has 3 exons. Bases 1 to 945 code for a protein of 314 amino acids. The record is from RefSeq and is a predicted model, not a curated record.
AUGGAGGCGAAGAAAGAAGAGAUAAGGAAAGGGCCAUGGAAAGCAGAGGAAGAUGAAGUGCUUAUCAAUCAUGUCAAGAAACAUGGACCCAGAGACUGGAGCUCCAUUCGAUCCAAAGGCCUUCUGCAUCGGACCGGAAAGUCCUGUCGCCUUCGUUGGGUCAAUAAGCUUCGACCGAACUUGAAGAAUGGUUGCAAAUUUUCAAUGGAGGAAGAGAGGGUGGUAAUAGAGUUGCAGGCGCAAUUUGGCAACAAAUGGGCGAAAAUAGCGACGUAUUUGCCAGGGAGAACUGACAAUGAUGUGAAAAAUUUCUGGAGUAGCAGGCAGAAGAGACUGGCUAGGAUUCUUCAUUCAGCAGCACCCUCCAGUUCCAAGUCACAGAAGGUCAAGAGGGACGUUCCAGCCUUCCACUAUGUUCACUCCGUGGAGGCCCCAACAUUCAGUUCUUCUUUGGAGGAAGAAUCAUCGUCGAAGGUUCAUUCGUGUUCAUCAUCCUACACAGAAAACCCAGAAGCUGUCAGGAUAAUGACAUUGCCAGACAUGGACAGGCCGGACUUCUUUAGUUUCGACAUGAACCAUUUCCAGCUUGAGCUUGAUCAUACUGAGAAAGACAUGUUCAUUGAGUCACAGCCACAAGUCUCCUUUCCUCAGAUUCCAGAACCUCAAUCAGGCCUCAUAUUCUCACCGGAAAGUCAAGAGCUCUUGUCCAGGCUCCAGGAUCCUUAUUUUCUCGACAUGUUUGGACAGGCACGGGCUCCUGAACUUGGCAAUGGAUCACAACUUUCUAUCGGACCACCUUUCUAUGACCCUGUAGUAAGCUGUACAAGUGCUGCUGCAAUGGAUGGAAGCAGCAACAACCCUGCAACCCCAUUUUCCUUCUUUGAUGACUUCCCUGACAACGUUUUUGAUCAGAUUGAGAAGCUUCCCAGUCCAUCAGACUGGUGA